Messenger RNA from Salmo salar (Atlantic salmon), 4487 nucleotides. RefSeq names its product interleukin 12 receptor subunit beta 1 (gene il12rb1). Lineage: Eukaryota; Metazoa; Chordata; Actinopteri; Salmoniformes; Salmonidae. Gene Ontology annotation, molecular function: protein binding. The record is from RefSeq and is a predicted model, not a curated record.
AGAGACAACAUGUUCUGCCCUUUUAUCUGAAAAAGAACAAGGGCAUGCAGACAUUUCUCGCCCCAACAGUUUCAUUUACAAGAGUAACUGAAACAGGUUUGAGGAGCUGUCGACGGCUGCAUGGAACCGUGUUAACAGUCUAGCAAACCCAAGUCUCUUUGGUCAUACGCAAGCUGAUCAACCCUGGAUUUGUCACCUGUUAGGAGACUUUACACACUAACUCCGUCAAGGGGUUGUUGAGGUGAUGGAUGCAAAGGAACACUGGUUCUUGCAAGGAUUUCUGGUUCUUGCUAUGGUAAUAGCUCAAGGGGCAACUAGUAAAUGUCCUUCUAGUCCUCUGUGCUACAAAAAAACUGAAAGUGCUACCAUCUAUACAUGUGAAUGGGAGACGUCUGAGUCUAUGAAGAAUGCAACCUAUGAGCUUUUUUACAGCCGCUCCAAUUCCACUGAAAGUAGAUCAUUGGGCAGUAGUAGGAAGAGCUAUAUCUGUGUGCAAGACAAUACAGUGCUCAACAAAGCGUUGGUGGAUAUAUGGGUGGUCGCUUACAUGGGCAACUGGAGAUGCCAGUCACUCAAUACCACUGUUACACUUUCUGAAAGAGUUAAGUAUGAAGCUCCCCAAAGUAUGUCUAUGGCGAGAUCCUCCAACAAUCUUACCCUCAGCUGGGAUAACAAGAACGGUAAUAAAGAUGCUGUCAUAGAGGUCAAGUUCAGAAGACUAGAGGAAACCUCAGGGACAUGGAAGACAUUUAAGAAAGAAGUCAAACAAGCCAUGGUCACUCUGGAGAAUCUCCAGAACGAAUCUGUGUACGAACUACAGGUCAGACAAAUGUCCAAGCAUGUCAAACAUCCCCUGUGGAGCGACUGGACUCCAAUCCUGGACGUUCCCACUGAAAUACCAAAUCCCCCAGAGGUUAACUGGACAGUAGAGGAUUUUAACAAUGGUACUCGACUACUCAAGCUGACUUGGGGUACACCACCUUAUCCAGUCUCUAUGCAGGUGAAUUACAACCUCUCUCUCCAUAUUUGGCCUUGCCUACUAAAGCGAAAGAACUUCACCAGUGUCACUACCACUGAGAUCAGUGUUUAUGUGACUUACUCUGCUGUCAGUGGUGACAUUAAUGCCUUUAAUAAAGUGGGAAAGUCAUCCCCGACACAUAUCCUUGUCCCAGCAAAACAUCUUACAUUUCCCAGCAAGUCUUGGCCUAAUGACAGACUCAUCCCACUCAAUUAUGCGCAUGGCUUUAUGAAAUCCUGCCUGGAGUGGUACAAGUUAACAGACGGAGAAACGCGACCAGAAAAAGUGAAUAGAUCAAAACUAAAUGGAACCGUGGAGAAAAAACUAAAACAUAUCAGAGAAAAGAUGGACGACUAUGUACGUUACUAUUACCUCGUUCACAAACAAACGGAUGGAAAGCCACACUCAACAGAGAUGUGUCUCAUGUAUAAAAAGGAGGGUGCACCCAGUAAGGCACCUGAUCAUUUCACUGCUCCUAUUCUUAAUGUUACAACCAAUUCUGCAAUGCUGCAUUGGAAACCUAUUCCUGUGCCAGACCAGCGAGGUUUCCUUACACACUAUGAAGUCUGCUACACAAGGAGAGGCCCAAAAAACGAGUCACACAUUGAAACUGAGUGUCACAACAGCUUUGCAUCAAAAACAGAGUAUCUUGUUCAAAACCUGACACCUGGGUCCAUCUACUACAUCCAUCUCGCUGGAGCAACAGCUGCCGGUUCAGGACCAACGACAACUAUCGAAAUCGCGACAAAGCCUCUACCCCAGUCCGUUAUUGGUUGGAUCAUAGCUGGCAUAAUUGUUUUAAUUGCAAUAUUAAUAACAGUAUGCUUGUUCAUCAUCAAGAGACAUAAAAGAAAGAUCUUCCCACCAAUACCACGUCCUGUGGUCGCAGAGUCGGUGAAUUAUCGAGCGAGGAAUCAGAACAUGUAUGAGAAGGAAGAGGUGCAUGAGCUGCAGCUACAUGACAACUGCAGCCAAGAGCCCAACCCCGAGGAAGCCACUGUCCUGGAGGUGUCUGAGACACACGAGUGUGAAGACACGGACGAGAAGUGCCUGAGAGAAUCCAGCACCCCAGUCAGUGACCUGCUGAGCCCUGAUUACAAGGGCCAGGUGCUACGUCUAGAAACCCCUGAUUCAAGCCAAGGAGAGAUUGACUGUAUGGUCACCAUGUUGAUGUACAGGAACGGUCUGGUCUUUGAUAUGAAAGCAUACUCCACCGAGGAUGUCGGGAUCCCACUUUAGAGAUCACUGCUGUAGCACUCGCUUGAAGCCUGUAAUUAUAAUGUAUGACCCCAUUAUUAUGGUGUAUUGUCACUUUCUAUUGGUCCUGACUAAAUAACAGCCAUUUUGAGUCAGUUGAGAGAAUCGACAUAUUAUAAGCCUUAUAAUAAUACAUUGUAAAGGUUUAUUCUUGUUUCUAACAAGUGCAUCCUUUAAGUACAGUGUUAGCAACACUGGCAGAGUGUGGUGACAGUGGCCUGGCUGGGCCAUUUAGCACUUUGUCUGUUCAAAUGUUCAGGCUACUUCAUUAACAGAUAAUUAUUAUAUUAUUGUGGACAUUAAACCUAUUUUUAUUUUUUAUUAUUAUUUAUUUUUUUACCCCCUUUUUCAUGGGGGAGAUUGUUAGCAGUUACUGUCUUGUCUCAUCGCUACAACUCCCGCACGGACUCGGGAGAGGCGAAGGCACUGCUUCUUAACACAGCACGCAUCCAAUGUGUCGGAGGAAACACCGUACACUUAGCGACCUGGUCAGCGUGCACUGCGCCCGGCCCGCCACAGGAGUCACUAGUGCGUGAUGAGACAAGGAUAUCCCUGCCGGCCAAACCCUCCCUAACCCGGACGACACUAGGCCAAUUGCGCCGCCCCAUGGGCCUCCCGGUCGCGGCCGGCUGCAACAGAGCCUGGGCUCGAACCCAGAGUCUCUGGUGAUGCAGUGCCUUAGACCACUGCGCCACCUGGGAGGCCCGCUAAACUUAUUUUCUUGACAAUAAGCAAAAACAACAUGGAGAAAAACAACAGACAACUUCAUGUACAUACAUUUCCACAAACAUUAAUGGCAUCACACUUGCUCAGACCCACAUGUUCCCACCGUAUCCACACAAACAAAGAUGUGUAAUGGGUUGGCACUCAAAAAGAUAUCGCAUAAAGCUUACAGUACUUCAUUAUUCAAUGUUUUAAAUUAUUUUCACUGCAUCAGACGUUUCGGCUUUACAGCCUUCUUCAUUUUGUCCACGCCUAAUGUUGUUUCUAAUGCUCUGCCCCGUGUGACUUCAAAUUGUGUUAUGUUGUUUCUGUCUAUAGCCAGAUUUUUGUCAAUAUUUAAAUAAUAAAGCAUUUGAUUCUUCCAUUCUCUUAAAGAUGGAGUAUCAUUUGACUUCCAGUAUUUAAGUAAUAGCUUCUUCCAGAGGCGCAACUUUCACUGGGAACGGUGGGAUAUGACCCCCCCACAUUCUAAAAUUGCAUUUCCCCCCCAGUUUUAUCAUUGCACUGUGAAACAAAAAAGCAUCAUCGGUGUGCUUUAUGACCAUGCGGACGCCUCAGAGUGGUAGGCUGUUUGGCUAACAUUAGCUAGCUAGCUCACUAACUGUAGGUAUUAUUUUUGCCUCACUCACACUAGACCUGAAUUAAAUGAUGAAACCAGUGUUCAAACGUUUCUUGACAGCGCAAUGUGAGUUUUUAUUUGAGUCAGUAUAGCAAUGCAACGUUAUUGAUUAUGUUAAUAUAAUCUCAGACAUAAAUUACUGCAGAAUAAGACCAUCCAUAGAGCAUCCUAUAUGCCAGUGAAACUGAAUAACAUGCACUCAGAAAUGUAAUUCCUCUGCUGGAAGUGUAAAACACAAAAGGGGACAUAUUUGCAUAUGUUAUGGUCUUCGGAAGGCUGGCUGAAAUCUGGCAAAGAGUAUGUUCCUUUAUCUCAGCAUGUUAACAGAUUCUCCCUGUUUUGGUUUGCUUGGAAAUGUUGAUACCAGAGACUGUUCUCAGAUGAAACUGUGUAACCCAGUAUUUAUAGCGCCUAAGAAACGCAUUGCCAUUAAUUGGAAGGUUGGUUAUGGUCCCACAAUGUCACAAUGGAUGGCAGAAAUGUCAAGUUAUGCAUCACUAGAUUUGAUUUACAACAAGAUUAAGGGUAUACUGUGCAACUUUCAUAAGGUCUGGGUGGCUUAUAUAGCACUAGCGGUUCUGGGGGGGGGGCAGGGGGGGCAGUGCCCCUGUGACAACAAUUUUGGACCCCCUGAAGUAUGAAAUAACGUAUCUCAGGUCCACAAUGUCAGAUGACAGAUUAAGCAAUUUAGGUGUAUUAAGUAUUGAGUCAAGGAGGGCAAAGGCCUUGAGUCUAGAUGAAUUUGCUGAUCUUUUUGCAAAAAAAACCCCACAAAAACCGGAGAAUACAGUUGAUGUGACCUGAUAUUGAAUAUGUAAUGCAAAUGAAAAUUAUAAUGGAAAUGCAAAUAAAUUGUUGAAUGAUUAUAAA